This is a messenger RNA of Lolium rigidum, 897 nucleotides long. RefSeq names its product rRNA-processing protein fcf2-like. Gene Ontology annotation, biological process: RNA processing. Gene Ontology annotation, cellular component: nucleolus. The transcript is spliced from 5 exons. The record is from RefSeq and is a predicted model, not a curated record. Gene Ontology annotation, molecular function: RNA binding. Lineage: Eukaryota; Viridiplantae; Streptophyta; Magnoliopsida; Poales; Poaceae. The coding region runs from base 38 to 631 and encodes 197 amino acids.
AACGAAGCUACCCGAUCUUACAGGCAGCGGGAGAGAGAUGACGGAGGCGGCGGCAGCGCCGAUCGGCCUGUCGUGGGCGCCCAAGGUCCCCUCCCUGCCGGCGGCCUGCAGCAGCAAGGGCGCGGCGCCGGCCUCGAGCAUCGACGCGCAGGGGAGCCUCUGGAAGCCCCGCAACGAGCUCGUGGGCGGGCUCUUCGUGCCGCCCAGGGACCCGAGGAAGGUCAACAAGAUGGCCAGGAAGAACGUCAAGGACACCACCGGCAAGGGCUGGUUCGACAUGCCUGCGCCCACCAUCACGCCCGAGCUCAAGAAAGACCUGGAGAUUUUGCAGCUGAGGCAUGUACUGGACCCUAAAAGGCAUUUCAAGAGAUCUGGUAAAUCCAAGGCCCUACCCAAGUAUUUCCAAGUGGGAACAGUUAUUGCGCCUGCGUCUGAGUUCUACUCAGGUAGGCUCACAAAGAGUGAUCAGAAGACAAACUUGGUCGAUGAGAUAUUAUCUGACCCAAAACUGAAGAACUACAGGAUGCGCAAGGUAAGGGAAAUUCAGGAGACCCGGACGCCAGGAGGCAACCAGAAGUGGAAGAACAAGGGCAGGCAAACAUUUAAAAGGGCCAAGGAUAGGCGGAAAUGAGAUAGGUGUGGUCUGUCGUCCCUGUUCUGCACCAAUGAAGAACUGGGGAAUGGUGCCAUUCAUAUUUCUGCUACUAGUGCUUUCCUCAGUUUUGCGUUGUAGCUGUGACUCCAGUGUGAUGUGGUGAUCUCUUUGUAAUAGAAGACAGCAUUUCCAUUCCUAUAUGUAAGCAGGUGCUGAACGUGAGAACCGUUUCUUCGCUCAUUUUCUAGUAACAAGAUCUGAGUUUGCGAAUUUUGGGAGAUUAUCCAAGCAUAUUUCCUGAA